Vitis riparia (riverbank grape) is the source of this 1993-nucleotide messenger RNA. RefSeq names its product protein EARLY FLOWERING 5. The coding region runs from base 83 to 1690 and encodes 535 amino acids. The transcript is spliced from 9 exons. Lineage: Eukaryota; Viridiplantae; Streptophyta; Magnoliopsida; Vitales; Vitaceae. Gene Ontology annotation, biological process: mRNA cis splicing, via spliceosome. Gene Ontology annotation, cellular component: spliceosomal complex. The record is from RefSeq and is a predicted model, not a curated record.
GCAGAAUCGAGACUUCUAUCGGAGAGAGAGAGAGAGAAAGAGAGAGUGAAGGAGGAGAAGAAGGGAGAUUCGAGAGGCGAAGAUGAAGACCAAGGGAGGCAAAGUCAUGAACCCUACGGAUGCUUAUCGGAAAGAACUUCGCAAGAAGGAGUUGAAAAGGAACAAGAAAGAAAGGAAGAAGGUGAGAGAGGUGGGGAUUUUAAAGAAGGACCCUGAGACACUGAGGGAGCAGAUUGAUAAGUUGGAAAUGAUGAAGGCAGAUGGUGCUCUGGACAAAGCAAGAAAACACAAGAAGAGGCAACUUGAGGAUACACUGAACCUCGUCUUAAAGAAAAGAAAGGAAUAUGAAGAGAAAUUGAAGGAGAAGGGUGAGGCCCCAGUUAUGUUCAGUCAUUUGGGACCUCCUAGAAGACGGACGACUGCAGAAGAAGAAGAGAGAGUCAAGCACCCAAAACCUGAAGACUCUGUUUAUUAUCACCCUACGCUGAAUCCUACUGGGGCCCCACCACCUGGAAAGCCUCCCAUGUUUAAAUCAUCAAUAGGACCCAGGAUUCCCUUAUCAGCAGCUUCAUCGAGUGGUGCUGCUUCAUCCUCAAUUACAGAUUCAGAGGAUGCUGAUUUAGUUGUACCCCCUCCACCUCCACCACCUCCCCCAUUGCCAGAUACUGGUCAUCUGGAACCUGGAGAUAGCUCUGUUAUGCCAGCUUCCUUGCCUCUACCUCCUCCACCUCCAAUGCCGCCAAAGCCUGCUAUGGCAGACUUGGGUGCAUUGCCUCCACCACCUUUGCCACCUCCACCUCCUGGUCCCCCACCUAAAGAACAGGUCACAACUCACCCUUCACUCCCUCCGCCUCCACUCAUCCAACAGUCUUCUCAGCCACCUCCACCUGGUAUUGGCAGGAUGGAAGGGGAGAAGACUCAAUCUGCAACAUCUGAUGAUCAAACCUCCAAGGAGCCAGUUCAGGUCCCAACAGUGCUCCCUCCACCUCCCCCACCACCUGGCCUGCCGCUGAAGUUGGUAAGCAAUCAGACUGAAGGCACACUACCUGAAUCUGACAUCAAUAAUCCUUCAGGCACCAAGGAGAUCCCUAUGGUCCCUCCUCCUCCUCCUCCUCCUCCUCCACGGCAACAGCCUCCGGUGCCUAGACCUGGCCUGAUCCCAACUUUGCAGCCUGAUGUAUUACCCCCUGGAAUUUCACGUUUCCCUCCACCCCCACCUCCACCUCCUGGACUUCCCAGCCAAGCUGCUCCCCCUGGAAUCAUGGUCCCUCUAAUUCCAAGGCCACCUUUUGGACCUCCCCCAAUGAUGAGACCACCACUUCCACCUGGUGCUGUUCCCACCUUACAAGAAGAUGAUUAUGCUGCAAUUAGACCACCGAUGCCACAGAAGCCAUCAUAUGUCAAAUCAGCUGCAUCAACUGUUGUUAAGAGGCCACUAGCUCAGCACACUCCGGAGCUUACAGCUAUGGUUCCUGCAUCUGUACGUGUGAGGAGAGAGAUUGCUGCUCCAAAAGCAAAACCAAAACCAUCCGUUUCAACCAUUUCAACAGUGCCCGGGCAAGCAGCUCCUUCUGUUGUGAAGCCAGAGUUGGUAAACCCAUCAGCAGCCGCAGCAAGGCCACAGAGCAUUGACGACUCAUACAUGGCCUUCCUGGAAGACAUGAAAGCGCUUGGUGCACUUGACAGUUGAGCUGAUUGUAACCAGAGAGCUGUAUCUGACACAAGAUGACAGACAUGCUAUGAAAGCAAACAAAUGUGUACAGGCUUAUUGUAGAGGACGUUGGGCCCUUUGAGAGAAGAAAUGCUUCAUUGUCAGUAGCCUUGACGACCUUUGGCCGUGUCUUCCUGGAAACUCCCUUGUAUUAAGUAGUAAAUUAGUAAAUCCGUUUAGCAACUUUUUGAACUUCAUUCUUGAAAUGGUGUUAACUUUGGGCUAAUUUUCUCUAGUCAACGAGAAGAGAGCUGGGAAUUAAUCACACUAAAAUUACUAAAA